Adelges cooleyi (spruce gall adelgid) is the source of this 3065-nucleotide messenger RNA. RefSeq lists its product as uncharacterized. Bases 336 to 2312 code for a protein of 658 amino acids. The transcript is spliced from 13 exons. Lineage: Eukaryota; Metazoa; Arthropoda; Insecta; Hemiptera; Adelgidae. The record is from RefSeq and is a predicted model, not a curated record.
AAUGAUAAGAUUUUUCGAUUAUAAUAUAGGUAAAAUUAUAAAACCGGUGGUCGAAUUUGCGUGAUCAGUGUCAGAUUACAAGUUAUUCUUACAUUCUACUUAUCUAAAUUCUAAUGAAUAUCAAUGAGUAAUUUAAUCAAUACACUUAAGAAAUAUAAAAUUAUGAGACAAAUGGAACUGAUGUACCUACCGGUUUCGCAGACCGAAUAAUAUGGUCGUUUUUAACAAGGUGCGCCGGUUCAACAUAAACAAAACUUAUCUGCACUAAUGACAACCGGGUUCGUUCUAAUUUAAGUCUUAUUUCAGAUAAAUUGAAAAGUAUCAUUCAGUUCAAAAUGGUUAAAGUACGAGCCCCAUCGUUUAUAGUUCGUCGUUUUUGUGUGUUUAUCAUUUUGGGUAUCACGGGUUAUUCAAUUUUUCAAAUGACUCGUAAAAAUCCAUACUAUGACAUGUCGGACCGGACAGUUAUGCUAAAACAGAUUGAACAAGAAAUUAUAAAUUCAGCACCAGAAGUGGGCAUUAAAAAUACAAAAGAUGAUAACUACGUAGCAUGCCAACGACCUAUUUUGGAUCCAUUUGAUCCGAUAAUGAUGAGUUUUGUGAAGCUUGAGCCACCCUUGGUAUGUGAUUCAGAAGAAGAUUGGGUUGUUGUAAAAGGCAGUGUUGCACGUAUCACCGAAAAAGCGCGUGAAAAAUAUGGAGACAUUCAGUGCAAGUUUUUUGAUGUUUUGAGAUCUAAUGAAUUCUCCACGUCAACGGGUGUUAUAACAACAACCCAUACAGAGUACAAUUUGGAGACAACCGACUUUUUUAGAGUAUAUUGUGAAUCAGAAAAUGGCCAAACGAGUUGGGAGAGCCGAAUGGCAGGAAUUCGUUUUGACGAAGAUGUCAUGAAUCGAGCUGGAUGGGAUCGUGUACCCAAAGAUGGCCUAAAUUUAAACGUUUUAAUGAUUGGUCUUGAUUCAAUGUCUCAUAUGAUGGUCCAAAGAAAACUUCCAAAGUUGUACGCUAAACUGAAGUCUAUGGGCGCUCAUGUGUUGGAAAGUUAUAAUAUUGUUGGCGAUGGAACUCCGCAAGCAUUGAUACCUAUACUUACAGGAAGAACUGAAUUAGAAUUGCCAGAUACAAGAAAGCGUAUGGGGAAUAAAGCAUCUUACGUAGAUGUGUAUCCUUUUAUAUGGAAGCUGUUCAAAAAAUAUGGAUAUGUCACAGGUUAUGCUGAAGACGUCUCUGAUGUUGGAGUAUUUACCUAUAGACUCAAAGGAUUUAAUGAACAACCCACCGAUCACUACAUGCGAACGUAUUACGUAGAUGCAACACCUACUUUUAAAACACAAAAGCCGUUUUGUUAUGGUUCAAGGCCCAGACAUCAGAUUAUGCUUAAUUAUGUAAAAGACAUGUUUCGAGUGUAUGAAGACAAACCAAAAUUCAUGUUCGCCUUUCACGGUGAACUAUCUCAUGACUAUGCUAACAAAGUUGGAGUAGCUGAACAAGAUUUAAUUGAAUGGUUGCAGUGGUUUCAAAAGUCUGGCUAUUUGAAUAACACUAUGUUGGUGUUCAUGAGUGAUCAUGGACAAAGAUUUGCAUCUGUGCGUGAUACGCAGCAAGGUAAACUUGAAGAACGUAUGCCGUUCUUUUCAUUUGUACUGCCAAAAUGGUUUGCUCGCAAGUACCCAAGAAUGGCGGCAAACAUGCGAAAUAAUACUAAGCGGUUGACGUCACCAUUUGAUAUAUAUUCUACAUUAUUGAGCGUUUUACACAAAGAUGGAUUGAAAACUAAUGAUCUAAAUAAGCGCUCUAUUUCGCUGUUUGAUGAAAUACCAUUAGAUAGAACUUGCAAAGAUGCGUACAUCGAGCCUCAUUGGUGUGCUUGUCUUAAAUGGCAACCAAUUGACGUAAAUAAUGAAAUAGCCACUCAUGCAGCAGAACAUUUUAUUCAAUUUCUCAAUGAGUAUAAUGCGAAGUUUACAAGUCUCUGUUCUUCCAUUGAACUAGAAAAAAUUGAAUGGGCAACUAAAAUGGCACCCAACGAAGGUGUAAUGAAAUUUCAUCAAGCCGCCGAUAAGGACGGUUUUGUUCCGGACAUGUCAGCCAACACCAAAGUGACUAAAUUUUAUCUUCAGCUUAAAAUAAUAACGCGCCCCGGACACGCCGUAUUUGAAUUUUCGUGUCAUUACAACAGUGAAACUAACAAGAUUAUUCUUUAUGAAAAAGACAUAAGUCGAAUCAACAUGUAUGGAAAUCAACCUUGGUGCAUUUCUCAAACUCAACCUCAACUUAGUAAAUAUUGUUACUGCAAACAGCAACAAUAGAUAGAACUCCCUGUUCCUAUUCAAGUCAUUCAUUAUUAUUUUCGUGACAUUCUUGGUUGCGGUACCAAAACUCAUAAUUGUUAUUUAUUCAUUUGCAUGGUGAUUUAGUUAUUUGUUUAGGUUGGCAAAAUGUUUUUAAAUUUAGUAUUCUACUUUUAGCUAGGGUUUUAUAUUGUUAUCUAGCUCGCAAUCUGGUCAUUUGAAUCAGUAUAGUCAUAAUUAAGACUGUUCAUUAGCUUAUUAUAUUAAUACCAUGUAGUUUUACUUUAAAUUAAAAAUUAUCAGUAUCAAUCAAAUCUGUUUAUUUUAGUGCCAAUAAUUUUGUAAUAUUUAAGUUCAUUGCUUUUAGUGUCGUAACUUUAGACGUCAGUAUUGAGAUAAGUAUUUGAUUGUCAAUCGAUAAGGCUAAAUGUAUUGGCUAGAUAGCUAAGUUAUCUCUAUUUAUUAACCGAUUAUAAAUUAGGAAAUACUAUAACUAUUAUUAUUUAUAUUGAAAAUUUUAUAUUAUUUUAUUACAACCACCUCGUUGAAUGUAAUGUAUCCCAGAUCAACACCUCCUGUAUACCAGCCAUUUUAUGUAAUUGUUAUUGUAUUAAAUUGUGUCAUACAAUUUAGGAACAAAGAUAUUUCUUUUUAACAUCUUACUCUGUAUACACUUUAUAUAAUAUUAUUUAUAACAGUUAGUCAAGUGUAUUGUUGGUAGUCACAUGUACACAGUAUUAAAAAAUAAAAAAGGAAAAUAGUUAUGUAUUA